GAUUUGGGAUGUUAGCAGUGGGGAUUCUGUGGGGUCAGUGAGGCGACAUCGGCUUGGUGUGAGUGAUGAGGCGGGGCGAUCUGUGGGGGCUUCCUGGUGUCUCUGCAGAGCCCCUGGGUCAGGCCACAUCACUGAGGUCACAGGAUCUCCCUUCACAGCCCAACCUGACUUCCCCCAGCAGAUCUCAUUGGAGCCUACAGAUGCCUACCCAGUUUUGGGCUCCUGGGAAAAGUGGAGUUGUCAGCAAGAGAGACCGAGAGGUGAAGUCCAGAGGGGACAUGUCUGCUGGUGUGAAUUUGCCCCCGAGGCCCCAGGUCCUGGGUCCAGCGGAGCAGGAUAGAUCCUGUGAGGGAUCAGUGUCCUUCGAGGACGUGACCAUGGACUUCAGCAGGGAGGAGUGGCAGCAACUGGACCCUGCCCAGAGACGCCUGUACCAGGAUGUGAUGCUGGAGAUUUACAGCCACCUCUUCUCCGUGGGGUAUCACAUUCCCAUCCCAGAGAUCAUUUUCAGGAUGGAAAAAGGAAAGGAGCCAUGGAUAGGGAAGGCCAAACUCCUCCCCCAUCAGCGGCGUCAAGAAGGGGAUUUGGGGCUUGAAACCCCACCACAGGAAACUUCUGAAAAAGCUUCAUUUCACAAUGAUAUGGCAGUUGAAGUCACAAGAGAUCGUUCAUGGUGUUCCAUUUUAAGAGAACUGUGGAAGGACACUGACCAUACAAAGAGAGAUCAGCAAAAUCAAAAUAGAUCUUCAGAUCAUGGGGUUUUCCCCAGUAAGAAAACAUUGAAGACAGAAAAGGAUUGUGAAUAUAAGGACCCUGGAAAAAUCAGUCAUGUGAGGCCCGACCAUGUUUCUUCACAAAAAAGACCUCAUAUACGUUACUCAUUUGCAAAAAGUUUGAAGCCUAACCUAGAAGGUAAUCAUCAGAAUCAAAGCAAUACCACAAAACCCCUUGAUGAGAUUGUUGGGUCUGGUCAGCUAUUCACCCAUAGCUCUUCCAGUGCCAGCGGCAAGAAUAUUCAUACAGGAGAGAACUUCUGUGAAAGUAAUCAAUGCACAAAAGUCCGUGGUCAUAAACAGUCACUCACACAACAUCAAAUUCAAGAGAAACCAGAUAAAUGUACUGAAUGUGGGCGGGACUUUGCCCAAAAGUCACACCUCCUUGAGCAACAGAGAUUCCACAGUGUAGAAAACCUCCAGGAAUGCAGCAAAUGUGGAAAAGCCUUCACCCCACAACCAAAACUCAAUGUAUGUCUGACAGAUCAUACAGGUCACGUACCUUACAUAUGUAAGGAAUGCGGAAAGGUCUUCGUCCAGAAGUCAGAGUUGAGUACACACCAGAAAACUCACACCAGAAAGAAGCCCCAUAAAUGCCCUGAAUGUGGAAAAGCCUUUUUCCAGAUGUUAUCUCUCUUCAGGCAUCAGAGAACGCACACUAGAGAAAAACUCUACAAAUGCAGUGAAUGUGGGAAAGCCUUCUCCCAGAAUUCAACCCUCAAUAUACAUCAGAAAAUUCAUACUGGUGAGCGAGAGUAUGCAUGCAGUGACUGUGGAAAAGCCUUCACCCAGAAGUCGACACUCAGCUUACACCAGAGAAUCCAUUCCGGGGAGAAGUCCUAUGUAUGUAUCGAAUGUGGGCAGGCCUUCAUCCAGAAGGCACACUUGACUGUGCAUCAAAGAAGUCACACAGGAGAGAAACCUUUUGAGUGCCACAACUGUGGGAAAUCCUUCAUUUCCAAGUCACAACUCGAUAUACAUCAUCGAAUUCAUACCGGGGAGAAACCUUAUGAAUGUAACGACUGUGGAAAAGCCUUCACCCAAAAGUCACACCUCAAUAUCCACCAGAAAAUUCAUACUGGGGAAAGACAUCACGUGUGCAGUGCCUGUGGGAAAGCGUUUAACCAGAAGUCAAUACUCAGCAUGCACCAGAGAACUCACACUGGAGAGAAGCCUUACAAAUGCAGCGACUGUGGGAAAGCCUUCACUUCCAAGUCACAAUUCAGAGAACAUCAGCGAAUUCACACUGGAGAGAAGCCCUAUGUAUGCACCGAAUGUGGGAAGGCUUUCAACGGUAGGUCAAAUUUCCAUAAGCAUCAAAUAACUCACACGAGAGAGAGAACUUAUGCCUGUUACAAAUGUGGGAACACCUUCCUCCAGAAAUCCGAGCUGAUUACACAUCAGAGAACUCAUAUUGGAGAGAAACCUUAUGAAUGCCGUGACUGUGGGAAGUCCUUCAGUAAGAAACCACAACUCAGAGUGCACCAACGAAUUCACACAGGAGAGAGACCCUACGCAUGUUCUAAAUGUGGGAAGACCUUCAACAACAGAUCGAAUUUUAAUAAACACCAAACAACUCACACCAAAGACAAAUCUUACAGAAGCAGUUAUUCUGCUGAAAGGCUUUAUCCAGAAAUCAAUGCCUAGUAUGCAUAAGCAUGUUCAUAAGUGAAACAAAUUCUCUGAAUUUCUUGAAGAAGAAGAUAUCUCGUAAGAGUCAGAUCUACGUGUAUGAUAUAGAAUUCAUGCUUCAGAAAAACUCCAGGAACGCAGUGGCAUGUCACAAAGUUACACAUUUUUACAUGAGGCAAAUUACUCAGAAAAGAAGUUUUAAGAAUGAGUAGAAUUGUCUAUAUUUGUACUAGCUUUGUUAAGGAUUAUAAAAUUACUCUGGGAAAGAAACCCUGACUAAUGCAUUGAGAAAAGUAUUUCUAUAGAAAGUGGUACAAGACAGAUUGUUACCAGAUUAUUUAUAGAAAAGUUUGUAGGAAAUUACAUUAAUGAUAACCAAAGUGCCAGCAAACUGAAUGAUGACCAGACAAUAUUGUGUAUGUACAUUUAUAUAUGUAUAUUUACCAUACAUACAUUCAUAUAAAUAUACCAUUUACCAUAUAUACAUAUGUAAAUAUUUAUAUUUACCAUAUAAAUAUAUAUACAUAUAUAUGCUAUGCCCUUAGUUCUGUAGUUUUGGCUAUGGAAUUCACUGCAUAAUAGGAGGUGUGGAUAGGUUAUAGAUAUAUUUUAAAGAAUCUAAUGUAAUUGUGUUGAUCGAGUUUAUUCCCUAUUGAAUAUUUAUAUCCUGAGGUUGCACAGUCAAUAACUACUAAUUUCUUUGAAUAUAGACACAUGAAUGUACACUUUUUUGGGUAAAUACAUAAAUGUGAUUCUAUAUUGUAUACUGUUCUCAUGGUGGAGUUUUUAAGUUUCUUUCAUGAGUAGCUCAGCUGUAUGCUCCCCUUUUCUUCCACCUUCACCACCUCUGGUGAGCCUCUCCAUAAAUAACUGGUGUCAACCAGUAUGGACUCUUUCCUAUUUUUGUAUAGGCUCCUAAUCAUAUACACCACAAGUCAGCAAACUGGCCAUCAACCAAAUCUGGCUGGCCACGUGUUUUUUUAAAUAAAGUUUUAUUCGACACAGCCA
This is a messenger RNA of Equus quagga, 3413 nucleotides long. Its product is annotated as cytoplasmic tRNA 2-thiolation protein 1. NCBI's taxonomy places the organism in Eukaryota, Metazoa, Chordata, Mammalia, Perissodactyla, Equidae. Gene Ontology annotation, biological process: tRNA wobble position uridine thiolation; negative regulation of transcription by RNA polymerase II. The transcript is spliced from 5 exons. Gene Ontology annotation, molecular function: tRNA binding; DNA-binding transcription repressor activity, RNA polymerase II-specific. The coding region runs from base 66 to 2420 and encodes 784 amino acids. The record is from RefSeq and is a predicted model, not a curated record. Gene Ontology annotation, cellular component: mitochondrion; cytosolic tRNA wobble base thiouridylase complex.